Molecule: messenger RNA, 642 nt
Organism: Prunus mume (Japanese apricot)
Lineage: Eukaryota; Viridiplantae; Streptophyta; Magnoliopsida; Rosales; Rosaceae
Product: peamaclein
Source: RefSeq, a predicted model, not a curated record
AACUCGCACAAACACAAACACACAAAAACACAUUAGCCCAGCCUCUUCCAUCUUCAACCUCUGUUCUUGGCAAAAAUGAAGCUCGGCUUUGCAACCUUCCUGCUUGUUUGUCUUCUUCUCAGCUCCUCUGUGUUUGAGGUUACAAUGGCUGGUUCAUCUUUCUGUGACUCCAAGUGUGGGGUGAGAUGUUCGAAAGCCGGAUAUCAGGAGCGGUGCUUGAAGUACUGUGGAAUCUGCUGUGAGAAAUGCCACUGCGUUCCAUCUGGGACUUACGGAAACAAGGACGAGUGCCCUUGCUACAGGGACCUCAAAAACUCCAAGGGCAACCCCAAAUGCCCUUAAUUAACCACUCGAUUAUUAUUAAAACCCAACAACAAAAAAUAUUAACAAAAGUUGAUAUUGCGUUAUAUAUAAAUAUGCUAAGUAAGUACUCUCUUCAAUUUGUGGUGUAUAUCAUAUGUAUAAAGAACUAGUUAUACGUUCAGUCUUUGUAUUCAAUUUAUAAAUCGCUCCCUCUCAAAAAAGAAAUAGUUAUGUCAUACAAAGUUAAGUGAAUAAGAGGAGGCCCGUACGUGAUGUUGUAAUAAAAAUCUUUAUUAUAUUAUAAUUAUAUAUUAUGAUUAUGGUGGGUUUGUUAUUGGA